AUGGUUCUUACAAGGUUAUUCGAUAUCAUACUCAUCCUAGCAAAAAAUUCAUUGACUUUCAGAGGCCAUCGAGAGAAUUUAAGUCAGGAAGAAGAAUACCACGGAAACUUUUUGGCCGUUGUUGAGCUUGUCGCUCGAUAUGAUCACAUUUUGCGGCAAGUUUUGGAUAUGCCCAAAGGAUCUACAACAUACCUAGGUAAGUCCAACAAUACAAAAUGA
Molecule: messenger RNA, 219 nt
Organism: Parnassius mnemosyne (clouded apollo)
Lineage: Eukaryota; Metazoa; Arthropoda; Insecta; Lepidoptera; Papilionidae
Source: the annotation of a GenBank genome assembly